Molecule: messenger RNA, 2151 nt
Organism: Dentiscutata erythropus
Lineage: Eukaryota; Fungi; Glomeromycota; Glomeromycetes; Diversisporales; Gigasporaceae
Source: the annotation of a GenBank genome assembly
AUGUCAGGGCCAGCUACUGGAUGGGAUAUUGGAAAUGUUUACCAUGCUGGAGUGCACGCGUCCAAGACUCCAAGCGAUUCGCGCGUCGUCAUUGAGCAAAAACUCUUUAAAUUUGUUGAUCAAUUUCGUAUGGAAGAACAUUUUAUUUACAGGGAAAAGAUUAAGCGUAAUGCCGAGGGCCGCAACUAUAGCCUUGUAGUUCAAUUAGAACACCUUGAUGGUGUUGACCGUGUAAUUUCUGACAAGUUAAAAACAUGCCCGGCCGACCUUUUACCGUUGGUUGCAGUACAAAACCUAGCCAAACAGCUUCUGCAAGAUGAUACAAUACCAACGUUCCAAAUUUUGCUUCGUUCUAAUGAAACCACUCAAGAUUUACGGAAACUUAAUUCAGAACAUAUUUCUCAGCUCGUUCGUGUUUCAGGCAUUAUCAUUGCGGCAACGAAUCUGUCUGCCAAAGCAACUAAUAUUCAGAUAAUGUGUAAAACAUGCCGGCAAUGCAAAAUGCUUCCAGUUCCCGGUGGUUUUUCAGGAAUCCAACUCCCAAGAGCCUGUGAUAGUGAUCCCUCUGGGAUUGGACCCAAGGACUGUGGACUUGAUCCAUACAUUGUAAUUCAUGACAAAUGCAUGUUUGUGGACCAGCAAGUUCUAAAGCUUCAAGAAUCACCAGAAUUACUUCCGGUUGGUGAUCUUCCACGUCACAUAACGGUGCAUGUAGACAGAUAUUUGACCAAUAAAGUUAUCCCUGGAAGGCGUGUUACGAUCGUAGGAAUUUAUGAUAUUUUCCAAAAUAGUUUAUCCAAGAAACAAAGCCAUGGUGUUGGCACUCGUAUACCCUAUAUACGUGCCAUCGGCCUUGAACUUGACACAGAGCAAGUCGGACAGGAAUUAGGUAGUUUUACUCAUGCAGAAGAAGAAGAAAUCAUUGCGAUGUCACGAAGACCUGACUUUUACAGUGUUUUCACCAAUAGUAUUGCACCCUCCAUUUUCGGAAAUAGAGAUAUAAAACAUGCUAUUGCAUGUUUACUUUUUGGCGGCAGCAAAAAAAUCCUUGCAGAUGGAAUGAAACUCAGAGGCGAUAUCAAUGUUCUAUUGCUAGGUGAUCCUGGUACUGCUAAAAGUCAAUUUUUAAAAUUUGUACAUCAGGUUGCACCAGUAGCUGUUUAUACUUCAGGAAAAGGCAGCAGCGCUGCGGGUCUUACAGCUGCUGUAGUUCGUGAUGCUGCUACGCGCGAAUUUCGUCUCGAAGGAGGAGCGAUGGUAUUAGCAGAUGGAGGUGUUAUAUGUAUAGAUGAAUUCGAUAAAAUGAGGGAUGAAGAUAGGGUAGCUAUUCAUGAAGCAAUGGAACAACAAACUAUUUCUAUUGCCAAAGCUGGUAUAACUACUAUUCUUAAUUCGCGUACAUCGGUCCUGGCUGCCGCAAAUCCAAUUUUUGGUCGUUAUGAUGACAUGAAAUCACCUGGAGAGAAUAUCGAUUUUCAAACGACGAUCCUAUCGAGAUUUGACAUGAUUUUUAUCGUAAAAGAUGAGCAUAAUGAUGCAAGAGAUCGGGAUAUUGCCAGGCAUGUUUUGGGUAUACAUAUGCGCCGAGCUCCUCCGGAAUCUGCUGUUGGCGAAAUAGACAUAACUAAAAUGAAGAAAUACAUUGCAUAUGCAAGGCUAAAAUGCGCACCACGUUUAUCCUCAGAGGCUGCAGAAAAGUUGAGUAGUCAUUUUGUUGACAUACGUUCCGAGGUGAAGCAUAUGGAGCAACAAAGCAACGUUCGUUCUUCCAUUCCAAUAACUGUUAGGCAAUUGGAAGCAAUAGUCCGCAUUUCCGAAUCUUUGGCUAAAAUGACUUUGUCACCGCGUGUAGCGGAACAACAUGUUGAUGAGGCGAUACGUUUAUUUAAACAUUCUACCAUGGAUGCUUUACAAUCAGGGGAGGUUGAAGGUAUGUCUCAAGCAGAGGUGGCACACCAAUUGAAAGUUGUGGAAAGAGAGAUCAAGAGUCGCAUCCCUAUGGGUUCAAGAGCCUCUACACAACGAAUAAUCAAAGAACUUGAUAAGAAUUUUUCUGCCAUUGUUGUCGGACGUGCUAUUGAUAUCUUGGUUAGGAGAGAAGUCCUUCAGUAUAGGAAUCAGCGAAAAGUUAUAUUUAGGUGCGGUGUAUAA